Malaya genurostris is the source of this 3635-nucleotide messenger RNA. RefSeq names its product kinesin-like protein costa (gene cos). The record is from RefSeq and is a predicted model, not a curated record. Lineage: Eukaryota; Metazoa; Arthropoda; Insecta; Diptera; Culicidae. Gene Ontology annotation, biological process: microtubule-based movement; mitotic spindle organization. The transcript is spliced from 2 exons. Bases 125 to 3373 code for a protein of 1082 amino acids. Gene Ontology annotation, molecular function: microtubule motor activity; ATP binding; microtubule binding.
AUCGACUUGACAUUUUCAUUUUGUUCAUUCUUCUCUCUAAAAACAUCGCAUUGGAAAUCAAACCGAAAAGUUGUCAAAAUAUUUGCACAAACGAGUUUCAAACUUUUCAAAUGAUUCAAUCACUAUGGACAUUGCGUUGAAGGUGGUGGUACGGAUUGUACCACCGGAAAAACAAGUUACUGCGUUCGCGGAGCAGCAACAGUUGUACUCGGUACAACCAACAACAAUAUCCUCCGAAAACCAAAUAAUAUACGAGGAGGAACACCAGAGGCAGCUCAAAGAUAGUACUAAUAAAUCGUCGUCGGUGCUGGUUUCGUCUCGUGGUAGUGAAAGAUCGUUCUGCUUUUCGCAUGUCUAUCGUCGAGAUGAAGAUCUGCGAAGCAUUUAUGCGGAGUCAAUUGCGGGUAUCACGGAAACUGUGCUGGAAGGGUACGAUUUCUCCGUAGUUUCGUAUGGAGCUAAGAAUAGUGGAAAAAGCUACACACUAUACGGGAAUACGGCUAACGAAGGAGUUGUACUAUGCUUCGUUCAGGAUCUAUUUUGCCAACUGAACAGGCACCCCGAUCGAAUGUAUUCGAUUGGUGUGGCCUGGACGGAGAUCACCAGCGAUGGGGACGUAGUGGAUGUGCUAGGAGCGGCUUUGAUGCAGUGUUUCACAAUCGAAGAGAUUUACAAUUUACUCAGUCUUGGGUUGCACAAUAAGAACCGGGAGAAUCACAAUAUUUUAAGUUUAAUACUAGAACAGCAGUGGACCUCUCUGAACGGGAUGAAUCAACACCGACAAUCGACCAUUAGUUUUUGUGAUCUAACCGGGACCGAACGAGAGAUGGUGGACGGAAAAAAUGUGCUCAAGGAUUCUGGCUUGAGGAAGCUGGAAGAUAUCGUUUACAAGCGUAGUGAUGAUUACAAUGAGUCCAUUCUGACGGCUUUUCUGAAAGACUCGUUUGGAGGACGAGCUCAAACUUUGAUACUGUUGUGCAUAAAAGAUUCCGAAUUAGAACAUAGUACUGAAAUUUUAGAAUUCGGAGAAAAGGCUCAGGAGAUUGUGAAUCAUGUUGUUAUGAACACGUUUUCCGACAAUAAUGUCCCGUUCGUCGCUCUGAAUGAAGAUAUUCACUCGGCCAUACCGCAGACUAAUUAUGAUGGGUUGUAUUUUGCUUCUCAGCAGUGGGCCAAAUUGCUGAAAAAUGCCGAAAGCCUUUUUAAUAAGCUGUUCGGUGCCUGUGAAUUAUCACCACAGGAGCGUAGUCAAAUUGAGGAAUGGCUUUAUUUGAAAGCGGAAUGUGAUGAAUGUUUCAGUUCGACUGACAUGAGUAUUACGACCGGAAACCCGCCGACUAGGGUUUGUCUUGGGCCAAUCGAAGAAAUCGACGAGGUGGAUGACACUUUACAGAACAGUGACAAAGUUAACAUUAGCGGACAAUGUAAUUCAGAUAACGAGAGCGACUCGGAUGUGUGUACUCACCUGACGGAUGUGACCGAUCGCAUUCAGGGUUACAUGAAAACUUUUCAACUCAAAACUAACAAUUUAAUCAACGAAAAGUACAAGGAGUUUUUUCAAGCUCAUCCAAAAAUGGUAGACGAUAUGAACGAGGAAAUUCGUCAACAGGAGAAAAACAAACAGUCGGCUGGAAGUGUAGCGGCUCACCACAAUCCGGGACGAAGAAAAUCCAUUUAUGACGUCGAUCCUAUCAGCAGCAACGAGCUAUCGUUGAUGUCUCAACUGCGAAGCAACUCUACCACGUCCCUGGCGCCGGUUCCGGUGAUCAACAGCAAACGGCUGGACACCUUAAAUAAUAAUCUACGCAUCACGAUGGUUAGCAUCGAAUCGCUGCGGGUUCAGAUUGAAGAAAUUCGACGCACAAUCGCUCUGAAGCAAAAGUACAUUUCCGAUCUGAUUGAAAACAGUGAAACACGUUCUGUGGCCAAAUCGCGCUUCAACAAAAAGAAACGCAACUUGGAAGACGAGUAUGAAAAGGCCAAAAAACAGUUGGCCAAAGCCGUAGUCAAUGGAGUAGACAAAAAAGAGAUCAAUCAUCUGAAAAGUAAAACUUCGCAGCUAGAGCAACGGAUGAAAGACCUCGAGUCAAUCCGGUACAUCGCUGGUGAAUCGGGCCAGAAGAAGAAAAAGUUACAACAAUCCAUCAAGGACUCACAGAAGCAGGUGGAAAUUUUGCAAAAGAUGCUCAAGAAAGAAUUAGAUAAAAAAGAAGCCAUCGAAAAGGAAGCCGAGAUUGUCAAACGAGAGAAAUCAUCCAAAACCAGUGCCAUUCAGGAGAUUAGCGAGAGCAAGAGCAAGAUUAAGAAAAUGAACGAUAGAAUUUCCCAGAUUGAGCAUGUUCUGAAGGAGAAAUCGAGCAACUUGAAGAAGUACGUGAACAAAAAAGACACAGAGAAGGAUUCACUACGGCAGGAGAUAAAAAAUUUGCGAAUUACCAGAGAUCUCCAGCUGGAACAACGGUGCAAUUUGGAAAAGAAAAUCCGCGAAGAGGAAAUGCCAUCGUUUGACGAGGAGCGCAAGUUGGUGGAAUGUGAGGAGGCAAUCGAAGCAAUUGAUGCUACGAUCGAGCUUAAAAACGAACAGAUUUGUGGUCGGAAAAGCAUCGAUACCGAUGAAAGUUUGCAACGGGAACGCGGAGAACAAAUGCUGAUGGCACGGCUGAACAAACUGUCUUCGGAUGAGAUGAGAACGUUGCUCUAUAAAUAUUUCCAGAAAGUAGUAGAUCUCAAAGGUACUAGUCGGAAGGUGGAAAUGCAGUUCAUAGCUCUCGAGCGGGAGCGAGAUGCCUGGAAAUGGAAGGAAAAAAUUUUGACCAAUCACAUUCGUCAAGAGCGACUGGAAAAGGAACGGUCCAUUAUUGCGAUGCAGAAGCAGCAUGAAACAAAAGUGAAUCUAAUGUUGCGUCAUUUUGCAGCAGACACAUCUGCCUCCAUGACGAGUUCCGUGCCGGAAAAUGCACUGUAUCCAUAUUCUCCCAACGGAGACUUUGCCAUGAUACCGGGAUCCAGUCGGUAUCAUCAUCAUCACCAUCAUCAUCAUCUCACUCUAGAUUCGGACAGCGAAUCCAUGUCGCAUCACAACCCGCACAGCAAACACCUGACACAUUUCAAAACGGGAAACGUAGCAGCCACGGCAGCCGCAACCGUUCAGCCACUGGUGGAAAAAGACCGCAAGAACAAACUCCUCUCCAAAUUACAGGUUUUUACGCGCUAUCAUGGCGGAGCUGGUAGUAGCACCGAGAAACGUAAAAUGUUUCAAUCGGAUAUUCCUCAACAAAACCUGAAACAGUUGCAGAUCUCAGCCCGCCCCUCGCUCACCAAAGUGACGCGGGAAAAAAAUAAGAUUAUAAUUCAAAGCGAUGGUGGGAAGUGACAGGGCAUUUCAUGUUUCGGGAAGAGUACAAGAACCGGCAUCUUUGCAAUUGUAUCCAGAAUGUCAAUCUGCAAAGACUCUGAUGUAUCUCAUGAAGACAGUUUUGUUCGCCCGAGAGGCAUAAUAGUGAGUGCAACCGGGAAGCACACAUUUCAUAUACUCUGAUUUAGAUCUGUGACGUUAUACAAUCCAGCAAAAUUAGUUAUUUAAAUAUCAUGUAAACGUGAAUUGCAUUUAAUAAAUGUGUACUCAUAUUAUCUAU